Acaulospora morrowiae is the source of this 318-nucleotide messenger RNA. Lineage: Eukaryota; Fungi; Glomeromycota; Glomeromycetes; Diversisporales; Acaulosporaceae. The record is from the annotation of a GenBank genome assembly.
AUGAAUGAUGAAUUUUCAACUACUAAAGAUAAUUAUAUGUCCAGUGAUGAGGAUUUCUUUAUCAUCAAAAACAGACCUACACUUGACAAUAAUAAUCAAAAUAAAUCUGAUCUUGAUGGUUAUAAUCAACAAAACGAAAUUGAUAAUUCCAUUGAAAAUAGUCAGAUUAUUCAAACCAAUAACAAAUUCUCAAUCGAAAAUGAAUUCCAAAUUUUUAAUCAAUUUAAUGAUUCAAUAAACAAAUCUUUUAUCGAUGAAUAUAUGACAAGUAAUUUCUUUACUAUCAAAAAUGGACUGGGGUUUAACAUCGAUAAUUAA